ACAUCCACUUCUCGCAUUGCAAUAUUUGUCUACGCGCAUCAAGACAACCGCUUUUGUCCCCAGCCACAACCACGAUGCUUGAGCCUAUGUGACUCUCUGGAUUAUUCCUUUAUUUCAGUUUUAAUUCAACUAUCGCCAUGAGUGCACCAGCAGAAUCCGCAACAACCGCGAAUUUCGUUGCAGCUACUGCUACGCCCGCUACCGCUACCACCACCGCCAUCACGCCGAACAAUCGUAAGCUAUCCCUUUCAUACCGCGAAAUCAGCGUGCAACAACGCGGCGAUCGCAUUUCCGUAAUCACAUUCAAUCGCCCUGCGGUACGUAACGCGCUGACACGUCGCGGCUACUACGAAUUGAUAAGCGCGCUACGCGAUGCCAGGCUCAACGACGCCAUUACAACAAUUGUACUGACCGGCGCCGACGGCUGCUUUACAGCUGGCAAUGACCUCACGCAGUUGAGCCAAUACCCCGAUGCGCACAACUAUUUUCGCUCAUCUAACUAUGUACUGCGUAUGCUGGUAAAGCAAUUCAUCUACUGCCCCAAAGUGCUGGUGGCGCUUGUCGAUGGCGCGUGUGUGGGCAUUGGUUUUGUGUUGGCCGCGCUCUGCGAUGUGGUCUACUGCACGGAGCGCGCUUACUUUCAAGCACCUUUCACACAGCUUGGCAUUUGUCCGGAGGGCUGUGCCACCUACUUGCUGCCGCAGUUGUUGGGGCGUGUUAAGGCAUCGGAAUUGUUGUUAUUUGGUACGCGCUUACAUGCAGAGGAAGCGCUAAACUUCAAUUUUGUGGCUCGCAUAGUGCCCGCAGCGGAGUUGGAGCGGCAGUUGUGGCCGCAGCUUUUGGAGGCGGCGCGCUUGCCGGUAGAGUCGCUGCGCGCCACCAAGCGGUUGUUGGGCAGAGCUGAGCUUGAGCAAUUGCUGCUCGCAUUGGAGGCGGAAUGUCGGGUGGUGGAGCCGCUGCGAUUUGGCGAAACAUAUCAGCGCGCGAUAAAGGCGUUCGUGAAGCGCGAGGAACGUGAGGAAGUGGUUGAUAAUAAAAGCAAGUUGUAAAUAAAUAUUUUUUUAGUGAAAAGUG
This is a messenger RNA of Rhagoletis pomonella (apple maggot), 1074 nucleotides long. Its product is annotated as enoyl-CoA delta isomerase 2-like. The record is from RefSeq and is a predicted model, not a curated record. The coding region runs from base 138 to 1049 and encodes 303 amino acids. Lineage: Eukaryota; Metazoa; Arthropoda; Insecta; Diptera; Tephritidae. The transcript has a single exon.